AUGGCGUCUACUUCUGCGACGAACGCAGACACUCUCGUCACCCUCAAGAUCAACAUCGAUGGCGCAAACCGCCGAUUCAAGCUCCCCCUCAAGGACUUGAACGCCAGCACCCUCCCCGAUAAGCUCCGAUUCCUCCUCUCCAUCCCACGUUCCAGCGAGGCUAUCUUCGAGCGAUAUUCUGAUUCCGCUGCGUCAUUCAUCGUUCUCGACUCGAAUAACACCUCCGUCUACAAGCAACUCUAUCGUGCUGCGAAGGCCAAGCUAAAGCUCCGUCUUAAGGUAACUGUCAAGGACAAGGAACCUGUUACACCCAAGCCUGCUACUGUCGAGGACGAAGAGCAAGAGCAAGAAGCUGCCCCAGUCAGCCCAAUCGUCGAACGUCAAUCCAUUGUGGAGACUCUCGUUGAACCUACACCCGCAGCUCCACAAGUCUCCUCUCCCAUUGACUAUUCCGAGAAGGCAACCUUCCCAGGUUCUGUAGCAGAACUUCAACGCGGAUUUGAAGACUUGCUCAUCAACGGCUGUCGUUCUUCCUUCUCGCCUGCAUCUGCGGCACCUGUCUUCCCAUACCCACCUCCCGUCGUCAACUCUUCUUGCUGUGCUCCGCCAGGAAGCUUUAUCAACAACAUGUCAAGCAUGUACCACCACAAGGAAGCUCCUAGAAUGAACACCUGCUCGAGCACUGAGAUUCCAGUCACUCGUGGUACUGCUGCUCGUGACAAGUGGUUCGCAGAGCUUGCGUCCUUGUCCAGUGAACGCCGAACCCGCCCAGCCACUACCGAGACUGUCAGUGUCUUCACCGUCUAUUGCAACAACUGCGACAGAUCUAUCCCCGAUGUUCAUUUCCACUGCAGUACAUGCGAGGAUGGAGAUUUCGAUCUCUGCCAGGCCUGUGUUGAUGAUGGUGUCACCUGCCAGGGUGAGGAUCAUUGGCUUCUUAAGCGUAUUGUGAAGGAUGGAAAGGUCAUCAACAGCACCACGGAGACCAUGCCUCCUAAGGUGAAGUCUGCCAAGAUUGAUUUCUCCGAGGCUCUGCAAGUUCCAGUUGCUACCCGUACUUGCAACUCCUGCAUUCAGGAACUCACGGAGGAGAACUUUGUUACUUGCACUACAUGCCCAGAUUACGAUUUGUGCAUCCCUUGCCAUGUCGGUAUGGAGCAUGGCCACCACCCCAAGCAUGCUUUCGAGCCAGCCGUUGAGGAUACUCGCCUCAACAUCGUUGCCGAGACUCUUCUCGCUCCUGGUCGUAACGUUGGACACAAUGCUAUCUGUGAUGGCUGUGACAAGUACAUCUAUGGUGUUCGACACAAGUGCCUUGACUGCCCAGACUGGGACUUCUGCUCAGCCUGCCAGCCCAAUGCUAGCUUCAUUCACGCAGGUCACCGCUUUGUGCCUAUCUAUGAACCUCUCCACGACCUUGCAGCAUUGUCAAGAUCUUAUGCCACCAAGGCUCGUCACCAUGGCAUCUACUGCGACGGUCCUCUUUGCAAUAAUGCUAACGGAACCCAAUCUUAUAUCAAGGGUGACCGAUACAAGUGUGCAGUUUGCCAUGAUACCGACUUCUGUGCCAGCUGCGAGGCUAGCCCAUCCAACCCACACAACAAGACACACCCUCUUAUUAAGUUCAAGACCCCUGUCCGCAACGUCAGCGUCACAACACUCGGUGAUCAUGAGGAUGGUCAACGUAUGCCAGUCAUGGGCGACCGUCGUGGCCGUACUACACACAAGGCUACCGAGACCACACCAGCUCAAUCCACCAAUGCUGCUACCCAGGUUCAGACAGUUGCUGACUUGCAACCCACUGAACCUGUAAAGGCUGAAGAAGUUGAGGCUGAGAAGGUACCAGAGUCCCAGUCCGAGGAGGCCAAUGAGCUUCCUGCUGCAGCUGUCAAGGAGGAGUUGGUUGCUCACUUUGUCCGUGAUCUCAUUGCUGAUGGUUCCACCCUUCCACCAAACUGUGUCUUCGAACAGACUUGGUACCUCCGCAACGGCGGCAAGACCUCAUGGCCUGCUGGAUGCACUGUCAAGUUUGUCGGUGGUGACAACAUGUGUGCUGUUGAUCCCGAACACCCGGCUAGUGUUCACGAGCUCGUCUCUGCUGCUGAGAGCACUACCUGCUAUACUGAGGUUGCUCCUGGUCAGGAGGCUGGUUUCACUGUCUUGAUGAGAACACCAGGACGUGCUGGUAACUUCAUCUCAUACUGGCGCCUCACUGGCCCAGAUGGCGAGAAGUUCGGUCACAGACUCUGGUGUGAUGUCAACGUCAAGGAGCCUACACCGAUUGUCAAGGAACAGCCAAAGGAGGAGACUCCUGAGCUUAAGGUCGAGACCGAGGGUAGCCAAAUGAUCUUCCCCAAAUUGGAGAAGGAGUCCCCAGCCUCCAGUAUCCAUGAAGAGAUUGAAAUUGCUGAGCCCGAGCGUGAGAUUCCUCAAGACGAGGAGGAAUUCGAGGAGUUCAACGGAGAGACUCUCGAGGACUCUGAGACAGAUGACGGGUUCAUGACCGAUGAGGAAUACGAUAUCCUUGAUGCAAGUGAUGAGGAAUAUCUUGCUGAGCAAGACAAGGUUCCCAAGAAGUAA
This is a messenger RNA of Mollisia scopiformis, 2580 nucleotides long. RefSeq lists its product as uncharacterized. NCBI's taxonomy places the organism in Eukaryota, Fungi, Ascomycota, Leotiomycetes, Helotiales, Mollisiaceae. The transcript is spliced from 4 exons. Bases 1 to 2580 code for a protein of 859 amino acids. The record is from RefSeq and is a predicted model, not a curated record. Gene Ontology annotation, molecular function: zinc ion binding.